This is a messenger RNA of Callorhinchus milii (elephant shark), 2706 nucleotides long. It is a transcript of the gene sv2ca, whose product is annotated as synaptic vesicle glycoprotein 2Ca. NCBI's taxonomy places the organism in Eukaryota, Metazoa, Chordata, Chondrichthyes, Chimaeriformes, Callorhinchidae. Bases 327 to 2501 code for a protein of 724 amino acids. Gene Ontology annotation, cellular component: membrane. Gene Ontology annotation, biological process: transmembrane transport; chemical synaptic transmission. Gene Ontology annotation, molecular function: transmembrane transporter activity. The record is from RefSeq and is a predicted model, not a curated record. The transcript has 14 exons.
GCCUGGAAUUUCCCUGCAGCAGCCACUUCCCAGCCAGUGAAGCUGCCUUUCAUCUCUGUCCAGUCUGAGGAGUCCUGGUGCUCGUCUCCCACAUUUCUUCGAUCUUUCCAUCUAUUUGCAGGUUCCUGAUGGUGAGAAAAUAAGAAACAAAAUCAUCAAUUAUCAGCUGACAAUGCUGAAACUUCACCACUAAAGACUUGAGAUACCUGAGAGAGUGAGUUAAACAUACAAGCCCAAACCAUAGUCUCCCAAUCUGGUCAGUUCAUUCGUGGCUGUUCAGUAAAUCGCCUACAUCAGUCUGUUUACUGAAGAAAGGCUGCCUAAGAAUGGAUGAUGCUUACAUGGACAGGACUGCCCUCAAGAAGGGAGCCAAAGACAUUGCCAAGGAGGUUAAAAGACACACGGUAAAGAAGGUGAACAAAGGCGCGGACCAUCCAGAAGAAUACACCCAGAAGUAUUAUAGCCAUUAUCAAGAUGAUGAGGAGGACUACAAGUACAAAGGUGAAACUUAUGGUGAAGAAACUCAUGAAGAUGAAGGAUCAAGUGAAGCUACAGAAGGCCAUGAUGAUGAGGAUGAGAUUUAUGAAGGAGAAUAUCAGGGAAUUCCAAACCUGGCUCAAAACAAGGAGAACCAGGUAGCCAUAGGGCAACCAAUCUCGGAUGAAUACAAGGACCGUGAAGAGCUUGAUGCGGAGAGGAGAGCUGAUGAGGAGGAGCUGGCACAGCAGUACGAGCUCAUCAUCCAGGAGUGCGGACACGGUCGCUUCCAGUGGGGACUCUUUUUUGUCUUAGGAUUGUCUCUCAUGGCUGACGGGGUGGAGAUGUUUGUGGUGGGAUUUGUCUUGCCGAGCGCUGAGACAGAUAUGUGUGUAGAAAACGCCAGCACCGGAUGGCUUGGCAGUAUCGUGUAUGUCGGCAUGAUGUUGGGGGCGUUUUUCUGGGGCGGAUUAGCAGACAAGAUGGGUCGACGGCAAUCUCUCAUCAUCUGCAUGUCCCUCAAUGGGUUCUUCGCUUUUCUUUCAUCCUUCGUCCAGGGUUAUGGACUCUUCCUCUUCUGUCGAUUCUUCGCUGGAUUUGGGAUUGGAGGAGCAGUUCCAGUGGUAUUCACCUAUUUUGCUGAGGUCCUGGCUCGGGAGAAGCGUGGGGAGCACUUGAGCUGGCUCUGCAUGUUCUGGAUGAUCGGAGGGAUCUAUGCAUCGGCCAUGGCUUGGGCCAUCAUCCCUCACUACGGUUGGAGUUUCAGCAUGGGUUCUGCCUACCAGUUCCACAGUUGGCGAGUGUUUGUCAUUGUCUGCGCUCUACCUUGUGUCUCCUCUGUGGUGGCGCUCACCUUCAUGCCUGAGAGUCCUCGAUUCCUGCUGGAGGUUGGUAAACAUGAUGAGGCCUGGAUGAUUCUGAAGCAAAUUCAUGAUACCAAUAUGAGGGCCCGAGGUCAACCAGAGAAAGUUUUCACCGUUCAUAGAAUCAAGACUCCCAAACUGAUUGAUGAACUGAUCGAGAUCCAAACGGACACAGGCAGUUGGCAUAUGAGGUGGUUUGUUCGAAUCAAGACUGAAAUGUGUGGAAUUUGGAUGACAUUUACAAGGUGCUUUGACUACCCAGUUAAAAGGAACACCAUCAUGCUGAUAAUUGUUUGGACAACACUGUCCUUUGGUUACUACGGCCUCUCCGUCUGGUUCCCAGAUGUCAUCAAACAUCUUCAAGCUGACGAAUAUGCAUCCCGAGUGAAACGGUUUGACGGGGAGAGAGUAGAAGAUUUUGUAUUCAAUUUUACACUGGAAAACCAGAUCCACCUCAAUGGUGAAUACAUCAGAGACAGGUUUUCUCACAUGAAGUUUAAAGCUGUAACCUUUGAAGACUCCCUCUUUAAGAACUGCAAAUUUGAAGAUACCACAUCCUUAACUACCUACUUCAGGAACUGCAGCUUUAUCGAAACUCUUUUCUAUAAUACAGAUCUUGAGGACUCUAAAUUCAUUGAUUGUCAGUUCAUCAACACUACAUUUCUACACAGUAAGAAAGGCUGUCAAAUUAGUUUUGACGAGGACUACAGUGCCUACUGGAUUUAUUUUGUCAACUUCCUAGGAACACUGGCAGUGUUACCAGGCAACAUAGUCUCUGCACUACUGAUGGACAGGAUUGGACGACUGACAAUGUUAGGUGGCUCCAUGGUUCUCUCUGGAAUCAGCUGUUUUUUCCUGUGGUUUGGUACUAGUGAGGCCAUGAUGAUUGGCAUGUUAUGCUUGUACAAUGGUCUGACCAUUUCAGCGUGGAACUCUCUCGAUGUGAUCACCGUGGAGCUUUUGCCGACAGAUAGGAGAGCUACAGGAUUUGGCUUCUUGAAUGCACUGUGCAAAGCUUCGACUGUCAUGGGAAAUCUCAUCUUUGGCUCUUUGGUUGGUAUUACCAAAGCAAUCCCUAUCCUACUCGCGUCCACAGUCCUUGUUUGUGGAGGCCUCGUGGGACUCCGGCUUCCUGAUACAAGAAACCAAGUGCUGAUGUGAUCAGGUAAAGAAACCUGAUCGAUUCUUAGGUGCCCAGCUUUGGUGAUCCAGUGAAAUAUUUGAUUAAAUGGCCUGCAACAUAAGAAAAUAAAACUAAUGUCACACACAAGUACGUCGCCUGGUCCUAUGCUCCCCCGGAGAUUCCUUUCCUGGUGUAUUGAUGCGCUAUCUGAACUAUACUCACACCUUUUUCAUUUAAGAUCAA